Molecule: messenger RNA, 2774 nt
Organism: Sinocyclocheilus anshuiensis
Lineage: Eukaryota; Metazoa; Chordata; Actinopteri; Cypriniformes; Cyprinidae
Gene: map6b
Product: microtubule-associated protein 6b
Exons: 3
Coding region: 394-1539 (381 amino acids)
Biological process (GO): regulation of microtubule cytoskeleton organization; microtubule cytoskeleton organization; cytoskeleton-dependent intracellular transport
Cellular component (GO): Golgi-associated vesicle; microtubule; cis-Golgi network
Molecular function (GO): microtubule binding; calmodulin binding
Source: RefSeq, a predicted model, not a curated record
GCGUCUCCACCCGAUGCUGCCCAGACGCUGACGGCUGCAGGUGAUAGUUCACUCCGCAGACCACGAGCGUUUUCCGAAGAAACACGGGAGCCGGUGCGGUGUCUAGUCAUACAGCUGCCAAUGAAGGUGUCUUUUCUAUAAAGAAAUCUUUAAUUUACAUUUGUAACUGAGGGAAAACAAGCACAUCGCAAUUACUCUGCUGAGGGAAGUGCGCAAGCGCGUACGCUAAGAUACAGGGAAUUUCAACAUUGGAAGGAUUUCUUUCAUCAGAAGGGACAUUUAAAGGAAAUAGCAUCGCUGUUCUGAUUAAAAAAAAAAUAUUUUAUGCAUUGUGGUCCACAUUUCUGAAUCGUUUCUCUUUAGAUUCAAGCCUUCGCCUCGUCGUUAUCGAUCAUGGCAUGGCCCUGUAUUACCAGGGCUUGCUGCAUCAACCGCUUCUGGAGUGAGUUUGACAAAGGUGACAUUGCAGUGCCUUUGGUUUUCACGAAGUAUUCAGAUGUGGCCGAGGUGCAACAUCUGCACCCUCAGCCCAAGCCAUUAAUAUCACAGAAGCCGGUCAUCACAGAAUCCCAGCCUGCCCAUAGCGCUCACCAGGAGGCGUCAACCAGAGCGACUCACGCCGCCGCUGAUGCCGCAGCAUCAUCAUCUCAAGACGGGUCAGGCGCUUCUGUGAUGCGCGAGGAUUUCAAAGCCUGGAGUGUGCGUCCGGAACCAAGCUGCAAACCCAGAAACGAGUUUCAGCCAUCAAAGGCCCCUUUCAGCAACGUGACUCAGUACCAGAAAGAUUAUAAACCGUGGCCCAUUCCGAAAAAAGGAGAUCAUCCGUGGAUCCCCAAACAACCCACUCAUGCUGCACCCUGUAAGGCUGAGAGCAAGUUCUCCAAACAGGAGCAGGCCGCUUCUGAGGUUGAUACCGGUGUGGAAAAAUGUGAGCUUGAAGAAAAACAGCACGAAAAAGAGAGUAAAGAAAGGAGAAAGAAGGUAGACAAAAAAGAGCAUGUGUCAGAGGGGAUCAAAAUGGAGCAAGGUGUUGCAGUGGAGGGAAAGAAGAGGUCGGCUGCAGAUGCUCGCAACAGGCAGAUUAAGGAGGAAGUCACAUCUGGAAGUUCAUAUAGGACGGAGUUUAAGGCUUACAGAGAUGUCAAACAAGUGAAACCCAUCAAAGCGAAAUCUCAGUACAAACUUCUAGCGGAGGAGAAGACCAGCCUGGAGACCAGUUACAGUGCCACCUUUAAAGGAGAGCAGGUCAAACCUCAGGCCACAGAUAACAAGCUGUUGGAGCGCCGUCGGAUACGAAGCCUGUACAGUGAACCAAGCAAAGACUCCAGCAAGGUGGAGAGGCAUAAUAUAUCACUGUCCAAGCCAAAAAAGACAUCAAGCCAUAGCAAAACAGUGAAAAAAGCAAAGGAGAAGCCAAUCGCUGGGAGUCAAGCUGCCAAGAAGAAAACCUCAGAGAGCAACCAGGAGCCAAAGCCAGAGGGAGGGGUCACCAAGAAAAGCAAAGAAAUGAUCAACAGACUAGCCGAGGCAAAAGAUUAAGUGCACUUUUGUGUUUGGGGGGUUGAGGAGGCUAUAAUACGGAAUAGAGGACUCUCAUCCCCUUGUUAAUGACCUUACUCUAAUGGCCCGACUCUGAUGGUGUCGUUACCUACGUAUUGUAGUGGAUCAAGGCUUGUCUGCUUGAUUUGUCUUGACUGUGUGGCCACUGUCCAGUCUAUAAUGAAUCUAUCUUUGCUUUUGCCCUGCGUCUGCUCCCUUUCCAUAUACAUCAAUAGCUUUCUCUGUGGCAAAGAUGAUUCACGAAUCCUUGUUGCAUGCUGCCUCUGAGCAAAUGACCAUAUGCCUUAUUAUAUAAGAUAAGGUUUUUGCUUUAUCUUGCAUUGAAGGAUAUUUACUGCAAACAAUAAUGGUCUUUUCUUUCAAGCAAUCUAAUGUGAUAUGGACUUCAUUUAAAGUAUAUGGACCACUCUAAUUAGAUGCACCAAUAGCAUUGCUCAAACACUAAGAUGUAAUAUUUGUCACCACACAGUUAGAUUAUAACAAUGUUGUAUUCCUCACAAACAGUCAACAACGAACACAAGAACGUCUUAACAUCUCAAACUGCAUGUUUAAAGAUUGCGUGACACCUGAAAUUAGCAGUUAGGAGCCUUACGAGUGCACAAGAGCACCAUGUUUAACAAAUGAACACAAUCCAGCUUUACUUUUUGAGUAUUUCAGUUCUUUCGACACCAGUGCCAGUCAUUUUUAAACAAAUUGAGGCAUGGUCUCUCUUAAAGUGUUAUUGUUACCUUGUAGUGUAGAGCAUUAUGCUAUGGAGACCUAUUUACGCUUAGCUUGCUCUGCUCUCAAUAAAGCAACGUUCAAAUGUGCUCUCAUAUGCAUCAUGCUAUGUAAUAAGAGAAUUUGCUGAUGUAAACCUAAAACUGCCUGCAUUCCUUGCGUAUGCUGUAAAAUGGAUGAUUGACUUGGGAAGAAUGCUGCUAAGCAUACAGCUGAGGUCCAUGUGACUGACAGACAGAAGCAUGCCCUUCAUAGUCAUCUGUAUGUUAAUCAUCAUUCUGACCCGAUCUGGUCUGGAGGGGUGAGAGCCCUCUCAGUGUAAAUCUACAGCCUCUUGGUCCCGAGCUCCUCCUGGGUUGUCCUACACGUGCUGUGCACACCAUUCUAGGUGCUAUCCUCAAGCUAUGCUUUCCAUAACAGUAGUGCCUGUAUAUUGAGCAACAUAGGGCCAUCAGAUGUCCAAGUGGUAAUUCUAAGUGUGAUGUGCUUGUGUU